Anolis sagrei ordinatus is the source of this 5067-nucleotide messenger RNA. It is a transcript of the gene BLTP3A, whose product is annotated as bridge-like lipid transfer protein family member 3A. Lineage: Eukaryota; Metazoa; Chordata; Lepidosauria; Squamata; Anolidae. The record is from RefSeq and is a predicted model, not a curated record. Gene Ontology annotation, molecular function: histone deacetylase binding.
CCUCGUCGUCGUGAGGCGCGGAGGCCGGCGUUGGGCCGGAGUGUGCCAGGCAGACGCCGGCGAUGGCGGGAGGCACCCGGAGGAGCGUGGUCGGAGGCGGGCGGGCGAGGGAGGCCUCGGUGACGGGGCCCAGGGGGCGCUAGGGGGGGGCCUCGCCCUGUCUCCCAGCCCGGCAUGGCCGGCCUCAUCAAGAAGCAGAUCCUGAAGCACCUGUCCAGGUUUACAAAAAACCUCUCCCCGGAUAAAAUCAAUUUAAGUACACUCAAAGGGCAGGGGCAACUGACUAACCUUGAACUGGAUGAAGAAGUUCUGCAGAAUGUCUUGGAUCUGCCCACCUGGUUAUCCAUUACCCGGGUAUUUUGUAACAAGGCUUCCAUCAGGAUCCAGUGGACAAAGUUGAAGACUCACCCAAUCUGUCUGUAUUUGGAUAAAGUCGAAGUGGAGAUGCGAACAUGUGAGGAACCCCGGUCACCAAAUGGACAGUCACCCAUUGCACUUGCUUCAGGCCAAAGUGAAUAUGGCUUUGCUGAAAAGGUAGUGGAAGGCAUGUUUAUUGUUGUCAAUUCCAUCACCAUCAAGAUCCACUCCAAGGCAUUCCAUGCUUCUUUUGAAUUGUGGCAGCUUCAAGGAUACAGUGUCAACCCCAAUUGGCAGCAGAGUGAUCUGCGCUUUACCCGUAUCACUGAUUCACACAGGGGAGAGGUUCUAACAUUUAAAGAACUCACUUGGCAGACUCUCCGAAUAGAGGCCGAUGCUACAGAAAAUGGAGAUCAAGAUCCUAUCACCACUCCCCUGAGACUUAUUACAAAUCAGGGCAGAAUCCAAAUAUCUCUUAAGAGAAAGACAAAGGAUUGCAAUGUGGUGGCCUCUAAGCUCAUGUUCCUCCUUGAUGACUUGCUGUGGGUGCUGACUGAUUCUCAGUUGAAGGCAAUGAUGAAGUAUGCAGAGUCUUUGAGUGAAGCCAUGAAGAAAUCAGCCCAGCAGAGGAAAAGCAUGGCUCCUGAACCUGUCCAAAUUACACCUCCUGCUCCCAGUGCCCAACAAUCCUGGCCUCAGUCAUUUGGGAGUAGCCAUAAAGCAAUCAGCCAGUAUUUUGAAAAACAUGAUAUGAAAGAGUCUUCCUAUCACCUUCUCAUCUCCCGUCUGGAUCUUCACAUCUGUGAUGAUAGUCACACUCGAGAAACAGGUGAAGACUUUUCCUAUUUAGGUGCUUCUAAACAUGGAAUAACAGGAGGUGCAAUGCAAUUAACUUUUAGGAGAAUGGCAUUUGACUAUUAUCCAUUCCAUUGGGCAGGAGAUAGCUGCAAACACUGGGUACGCUAUUGUAAUGCCAUGGAGUCCCGGGAGAAGUGGGCAAAAAAGCUGGUGGAGGAAUUCCAAAACAAGAUGGAGAAAUAUGGAGAAGAAAUAAGCUUUUGCACCUCUAAAACUGCUGCAAGGGAAUCUCCUUUCAAAAUGAAAACAGACACUCCAUCUAGUUCUCAAAAAAGUUCCCCAGAGAAAGGGAUUCCUACGGCCAGUAAACCACCUCCUUUCCUGUUUGGACUCCAACGCCCUGCGUGGAAAAGACUUCGAUCCAGUUGUCUAGUUCUCCGAGUAGAUGAUCUGGAUAUUCAUCAGGUCUCCACUGCUGGACAGCAUAGUAAGAAGCCUUCAACACUGCUUUCAUGUAGGAGAAAAUCACUGAAUCUUCCAGACGAAACCUCUGCCAUUCAUAUAGAGUUUACUGAGUACUACCUCCCAGACAAUCCAGAUUUUCCAGUCCCGUGCCCAAACCUAUACUUGCAGCUGCAUGGUUUGAUUUUCACUCUGGACACAGGGAGCAUGCUUUGGGUGAACUUGUUCUGCCUUGAUCUCUAUCGCAGCCUACAGCAUUUCAAAGCAAUAUACAAUCUGGAGAACUCUGGCAAGCAGGAUGAACAUAUUGAUGUCAGAAUGGAUGGCUUCAUGCUAAAGCUAAACAUCCCUGUAGAGAAGAAAGUAAUGGAUCACCAAGACCGCCCCCAUUGUCUGUCCAUUCGCACAUCAGAAAUGACAGCUACCAACACCAGGCAUGCCCCUCACUGCAGCUGUUUGGCCCUCCAGAAUCUGUUCCGUAGAUUUGCUGCUUCAGAAUUCUUCCACUCUAGCUACACCCAGUUUCCUAAAUUUCAGGAUAAUUUCAGCCUUCUUCACACCCUCUUCUUACGCCAUGCGUACCAAGUGGACUCCAAAGCCCAGAAACACACAGACUUUGGCCAUUCCUUUGUCAGGUCCUCAGCUUCUGAAGACCUUUGGUCUGUUAAUUUCACCGAGAUCUCCCUGGACUUUGAGGGGGCCAAAAGCUCAAAAGGCAAAGUCCUUCACUUUAUUUCCCCAUUCCCUCUCUGUGUGUGGGCCUGUCUUCCAAAGAGAUGGGAGGAAGUCCAGUCCUCAAUGCUGCAGUUCUCUUCUGCCUCACAAGUCAAAGUAAAGACUUCUGCUAGCUUUAGUAACCAUGCCAAACAUCAAGUCAUUUCCAGAGAGGAGCAGUUCUGCCAAAGAUCAAAGACUGAGCAGGACCUGAAAAGCAUCUAUCUCACCCUAGAGGCAAAGGAUGUCUUAGACAAAGGCAGUUGUAAUGUUAAUGGCAAAGGAAAUGAUGAAGAUGUGGAAGUAUCUGCAGAUGUUCAUGUCCUACUGUACUCAAGUGCACACGUGAAGGUGAGACUCAAUCAUUACCAAUAUUUGAUGCUACUUAGGAUGAAGGAAAUCCUGCAAACGUUUCAAGAACAGUUGACCCAAGACACUCAGGAAAUAAUUGGGUCCACUCUAGAUUCUAUGACCACUUGUAUGGGUUUCCUGUUCAACAGCACUGAGGUGGCUUUGCUAAUGCAUCCUACUCCAGGCUCUACAUUGGAACCUAGAUCUAUGGACUCAGACACAACAAGUCUAAUAGAAUCAGAACUCUCCCCUUCAGAUAGCAGGGAGGGGCUGGCUGCUGAAGUCAGGGAGAUGAAAUCAGAUGCUUCCUCAGAUAAAGAAGAUGGCAGCCCCAUAAAACUUGUAGACGACAGUGGAAUUGGGCACACAGAUACCAGUAUAAACACUUUGCAGGAUGGCAUGCUGAAAUCCCAGAGUGAUGGUUCCCUGGUGGGAGAAGAGUUUCACAGACAAAGAACUGGAGAAAGAAGUUCUAUAGAAGAAGCACAUGAGGCAGAAGAAAUUCUUGAUACUGAAAGACAGAGUGAAACUACAAGCUUUUCUCAAAAUCCUCAAAUUCUUCCUUCCAGUCCAACUUCCAUUGUAGAUCCUCUUGGUGGCAUUCAAGUAUCUCCCAAUGGUCAAGAAGAGGCGAUCCCUUUGAAAAAUAUGGAAAUGGAAUUAUCUAGUGCAUUGCAUAUAACAAAGGAUGCAACCAAGGAGGCCUUGCAUGUGACCAUGGACCUCACCAAAGAAGCGAUGUCCAUAACAAAAGAUGCUUUCAGCUUGAGUAAGGAAAAGAUGGCUUCCACUGUACAGAAAAUGCUGUUCCAUCCCCAAACCAAGGAGCCUCCACCAAAAGGUGAAGAAGGUGCAUCGACUCCAGUUGGUGGGAGUGGUGGACGAAUGCGCAUGUUCUCUAUGAAGAGGACUGCCUCUCAGCAUUCCUUUGAUACCAGCUCACUAGAUGGCAGUGGUCCUGAAGACAGGCUGUCGGUGGACAGUGAUGGCAGUGAUGGGUUUGUGCUGCUUGCAGAGUCUGAGCCUGGCCUGGAACCUUUUAUACCAGGACAUCUUCCCCAUGCUCUUGGCAACACAGAUAUCCGGAGAAGCUCAAUAGCAAAUGAGGAAGGAGGAUCCACUUAUAUCAACAGCUCGGCUUCUCUGAGUGGGCAAGACUCCAGCCCGCAGCUGGUAUCAAUUUUGUUACUGAAAAUGAAUGAAGUAAACGGUGUGAUCGAAAUAAAAGGAGAAGACAUGGCGCUUGCCCUUCAGGUUAUGCAGCUAAACCCCGAACACUUAGGAAAUCUAAAUAUGUGGCACUUUCUGCAAGAUGAUUCAACAGGACACCUGAACUCAGAGAGCCCUUCAAACACCGAAACAAGCAAGUCCCAGCCUGAUGUAUGUUUAAGAUUUGAAAUAGGACCAAGUGCUGCGGUGCACUCACCUCUGUCUGUCCAAAAUGGAUUUUUACACAUGUUGGUCCAGAGCUAUCAUACAGAGCUGCUGACUUCCUCUCUGUCUAGCCUUGGACCCUUUCUUGAGGAUGAAGUUAUCCCUGAGGUUAUCCCUAUGAAGAUUGAACUUGUGGAUACCAAGAUUACCCUGAAGGAUGACAGUCCUCGUGUGUAUCCCACUUCUCCUGGUCCUAUUCCUGUAAUCUUAGCAAUGGAUCACAUUGUUGUCUGUUGUAAUGAAGAUGGAGUGUUCUGUAUAACAGCUGCACAGGGAGAGACAGCUUCUGGGCAGAAAAGGCUCCAGGAAGACCUUAAGAAACAGAAGAUCCCAGUAGAAAGAACCUCAGCAGAAGCAAGUGAUGAGCUACAGCUGAAGGAAGUGCCAACAUUGGAAAAAGAACUCCAGGUCACCCAAAAAGCCCUUGAGGAAGCCAAUCUGGACAAAAUACGGCUACUACAGGAAGUUAGGAAAUAUGAUCCUCUCUUCCAACUUUGACAACAGAGGCCUGGGCUUCAAAUGCUCAGGGCAAACAGAGAUCACUACCAGCAUCAAAAUGUCUGCAAAGCCAUUCACUAGACCAUUUUCAGUCCAGAGCUACUGCCUCAAGAAGCAGAAAUGUGGUGCCAUUAGAGAAGAUGGAAAGGGUCAGCAGGUGAACAUGUGGGAAAACAAUUAUCAGCUGUGUUGGGGUUUCGAAACUGUACUCCAUCCAGAGCAUAGUAAAACUGAAUCUAAAAGCUACUGAGCCAAAUGAAAAGAUGUUUUAUCACACCUAAGUUCUUUGUAAGUGGUGCUGACAAACUGCUUAAUGUUCCCACUGUAACCCGUAUUCCUAGUACAGGCGGCAGAUAGCACUGGAGUCAUGUUUUCCAUAUAUCAAUGUGGUAUGGUUAGUCUACUGAGCCUAGGACUUUGUUAGGCGUUGAAAAUAAAUGUCUUGGAAUUUCA